Oppia nitens is the source of this 2398-nucleotide messenger RNA. It is a transcript of the gene bur, whose product is annotated as GMP synthase [glutamine-hydrolyzing]-like. Gene Ontology annotation, cellular component: cytosol. NCBI's taxonomy places the organism in Eukaryota, Metazoa, Arthropoda, Arachnida, Sarcoptiformes, Oppiidae. The record is from RefSeq and is a predicted model, not a curated record. Gene Ontology annotation, molecular function: GMP synthase (glutamine-hydrolyzing) activity; ATP binding; GMP synthase activity. The transcript has 11 exons. The coding region runs from base 229 to 2304 and encodes 691 amino acids. Gene Ontology annotation, biological process: GMP biosynthetic process.
GCCUAUACUGUAUAAUACCAGUAAUGUUCACAAAAUUAGUAUAAUUUUUUUUGUACAAUCGUUGGCUAAUAUCUGUAGAAAUAAUAUAAUUGUUUGUCAAUGUAUUUGAUCAACAAAAGUGUUGACUGUUGGGCGGCUUAAUCACUGGUGUUUGACAUAACCUCUUAAAAGAAGAAAACAGUGACAAGUGAUCGAGAUAAUAGCAAAAGAUUGAAAUUUUUUGACAUAAUGUAUGACCAGAACAGUGAUAGUCAUGUAAUGAAUGGUUUGCUUCACUCGGAGAGAGUGGCCAUUCUUGACUGUGGAGCACAAUAUGGCAAAUGUAUUGACCGUCGGGUCCGCGAACUUAACGUCGAGUCACACAUAUUGCCGUUGAACACAUCGGCACAAAAACUCAUAUCUGAUGGAUACAAAGCCAUUAUAAUAUCUGGAGGUCCCGGAAGUGUUUACGCCAACGAUGCUCUACCCUAUGAUCCCGAACUUUUCAAGAUAGGUCUACCAGUACUCGGCAUCUGCUAUGGUAUGCAAAUGCUUAAUAAAGAGUUUGGAGGAACCGUUCAUAGGAAAGACGCCCGUGAAGAUGGACAGUUCACCAUUAGUGUCGAUAAUACAUCCCCACUAUUUCUAAACAUGGACUCAUCCCAAGAGGCUCUCCUAACACACGGCGAUUCGGUAAACCAAGUGGCAGAUGGAUUCAAAAUUGUUGGAAAAUCUAGUACUCUUGUUGUCGCGAUCGCUAACGAGAAACUCAGGUUAUAUGGAAUGCAAUUUCAUCCCGAAGUAGAUCUAACCACAAAUGGCAAACAAAUGUUAAAAAACUUUUUAUAUGAUAUAACUGGUCUGACCGGCAAUUUUACGAUGCAUUCCCGUGAAAUGGAAUGUAUUGAAUAUAUCCGUAAAAUUGUUGGAAAUAAUAAAGUCUUAAUGUUAGUCAGCGGUGGUGUCGACUCAACAGUUUGCGCGGCAUUAUUACAUAAAUCACUUAAAGAAGAUCAAGUGAUUGCUUAUCACAUCGAUAAUGGCUUUAUGCGGAAAAAUGAGAGUAAAGCUGUAGAAAAAUCUUUAAGUGAUAUCGGACUCAAACUUAAAGUGAUCGACGCUUCGUAUCAGUUUUAUAACGCCGUUACCACUGUUUCCGUAUCGAAAGCCGAACCAAAUAGAAAGCGAACGACGAAAGUUCUUUGUCAGACAGCAGCGCCCGAAGAAAAGCGUCAAAUAAUUGGCGACACAUUUGUUCGCAUAUCUGACGAUAUAAUUAAAGAACUUAAGUUAAAACCCGAUGAAGUACUCUUAGGUCAGGGAACUCUUAGACCCGAUCUCAUAGAGAGUGCCUCAGCAUUGGCUUCAACUAAUGCCGAUGCGAUUAAGACACAUCAUAACGACACUGAAUUAGUCAGACAAUUGAGAGAAAAAGGACGGGUCGUAGAGCCACUUAAAGACUUUCAUAAAGAUGAGGUCAGAAUACUCGGCAAAGACCUAGGAUUACCCUCAGAACUUGUACAAAGACAUCCAUUUCCCGGUCCGGGACUUGCCGUUCGUGUCAUUUGCGCCGAAGAACCAUUUAUGGAGAAGGACUUCUCUGAAACGAGUGUUUUAGUGAAAGUUAUCGUCAAUUACUCGAAUUCAUUGCAACGGAAACACGCUCUCAUCAGUAAAGUUCAAAAUGCCAUCGAAGAAGAAGAACAAAAAUUUUUAAUAAAGUUUUCGGAAACAUACAGUUUUACUGCAACGUUAUUACCCAUUAAAAGUGUUGGAGUUCAGGGAGAUUGUCGCACUUACAGCUAUGUGGUCGCUCUUUCUGAAGAUCAAACAAAAUCACAUGAGAAUGAGUCCACAAAAUUUGAAGAUCUGAAUAUUUUAGCUAAACUGAUACCCAGGAUAUGCCAUAAUGUCAAUAGAGUUUGCUAUGUGUUUGGAGACUCCAUUAAGUUUCCCGUUCAAGACGUUACGCAAACUUUUUUAACGCCUCACGUGUUAUCCCAACUGAGAGAAGCCGAUAGUAUUGCCACAAAGACAUUAAUGACUAGUGGUUACGGAAGUGCUGUCUCUCAGAUGCCUAUUAUUUUGAUUCCAAUACAUUUUGAUAGGGAUGUUGUUUCCCGAAACCAAUCGUGUCAGCGAUCGGUAGUUAUCAGGACUUUCAUUACCGAAGACUUUAUGACUGGUGUACCUGCAAUACCUAACCGACACAUACCUUUUGAGAUUUUUAGACAAAUGGCGAUACAAAUUGAAGCGAUUAGCGGAAUAUCUCGAGUUUUGUAUGACCUGACACCCAAACCUCCCGGAACUACUGAAUGGGAAUAAUUGAUAAUCAAUAUAUAAUUUUGUCUAAUUUUUUUUUUUUUUUUUUGAUUAUAUUAUGAACAUUAAAGAUAUGCAUUUUGAGUUGAUUUUAGUA